AUGCUCCGGACCAUCUCGAGGCUGCGGGAGGCGGCGGCGGUGCCGCUCUCCGCCGCCGUCCGGCGAUGCUCCGGCGGGCCCCGGAUCCACGCGGACGUCAACUGCCCGCGCUGCACGGGGCACAUGUCCGUGCAGCUCUCCGUGCAGCCCGUCCCUCCCCCGGGCCCCGACGGGGCCUCCCGCCACCACCACGACGGCUCCGGCGAGUGCCCCACCUGCCGCGCGGCCUUCCUCUUCCGCGCCCACCGGAUCGAGCCCCUGCGCGGCGCCUUCCUCGAGAUCCCCGGCGGCGUCGGCGGCGCCGACGAGGACAAGCACAGGGAGGGACUCCUCCGGAUCAAGAGGAUGAUCACCGAGCGCCCGCCCGACGAGUGGCCCCCCAUGCCGCAGCCGCCCCCGAUGCAGAUGCCGCAGGUCCCCUCGCGCCGGAAACAGGGGAGGAGGAGAGGGAGGGAGGAAGGCGGAGGAGGCGGGGGCGGUGGCGGUGGCGGUAACGGAGGUGACUCCUCUGGCGGAGAGGGCACCAGCGCCGCGCCUAAGAGGGAGUGGUGGGGAGGCGCCAGCCUCGGGGAGGAGCUCCCCACGCCGCGGGAGAUGUCCCGCAGGCUCGACGAGUUCGUCAUCGGCCAGGGAAAAGCUAAAAAGGUUCUAUCAGUAGCUGUAUACAACCAUUAUAAGAGAAUAUAUAACGCAACUGUACAGAAAGGAUCUGCGGCCAAUUCUGGGUAUCCCGACACUACAGAUGAUGAGCAAAAUAAUGUAGAGAUAGAUAAAAGCAAUGUACUUCUGAUGGGUCCAACUGGCUCAGGAAAAACAUUGCUCGCAAAAACAUUAGCACGCAUUGUAAAUGUACCAUUCAUUAUAGCUGAUGCGACUUCAUUAACACAGGCUGGAUAUGUAGGUGAAGAUGUAGAGUCAAUACUUCAGAAAUUACUAGUGGAGGCCGAAUAUAACGUUCAAGCUGCACAGCAAGGGAUAGUGUACAUAGAUGAAGUAGAUAAGAUAACAAAGAAGGCUGAGAGUGCAAAUGUUAGUAGAGAUGUAUCUGGUGAAGGUGUUCAACAGGCUUUGUUAAAAAUCCUAGAAGGAACGGUUGUCACCAUUCCUGAAAAGGGAUCUCGCAAAAAUUCUCGCAAUGAUAGUAUACAGAUAGACACAAAAGACAUUCUUUUCAUAUGUGGCGGUGCUUUUGUAGAUUUGGAAAAGACUAUUUCUGAAAGACGACAAGAUUCAUCUAUAGGAUUUGGGGCACCCAUUCGUACAAACAUGAGAAGUUCCAGAGUGACCAAUCCAACGAUCACUUCAUCUUUGUUAGAAUCUGUUGAGAGUGGAGACCUUGCGAAGUAUGGCCUUAUACCAGAGUUCAUCGGACGCUUGCCAAUUCUAGUUAGUUUAGCAGCUCUGAACGAAGAUCAACUUGUUCAGGUUCUUACAGAACCAAAGAAUUCACUUUCGAGGCAAUACAGGAAAAUGUUCAGCCUGAACAAUGUUAAGCUGCACUUUACUGAUGGUGCUCUGAGAAUAAUAGCAAAGAAGGCCAUAGUCAGAAAUACAGGCGCACGUGGUCUAAGAGCUAUCUUAGAGAACUUCUUAUUGGAGGCCAUGUAUGAGAUCCCAGAUGAGAAAGCUGGAGAUGAGCGAGUAGAUGCUGUUGUGGUGGAUGAGGAGGCCAUCGGUUCUGUUGAUAGGCCUGGGUGCGGGGCUAAAAUUCUUCGAGGGGACGGUGCAUUGGGGCGGUACAUAACAAGAAGUAACAGCCUGAAUUCACCGGAAACUAACGAGGCGGAGGUCGAAGAUGCGUACAUGCUGUCAAGGAUCGUUAGCUUGUAAUUAACCUUACCAACACCGUAUAUCAUGUAAAAUGUCGCCCACUCACACCCCCAGUCAUUUUAACCAAUUUUCCUGUGAUAUAUUUAAGAUUCUGCUGAGGAUACGAGGAGCAGAGAUCUAGCGCGCCAUCAUAGUGUUGUAAUUGAUGUAAACAGGAGUUGCCUUUUGAUUGAGCAACCAUCCUGCUAUAAACAACAUGUUUCCCAUUCUUUCUGAUGCCCCCCAACCGGGCAGAUUAUAGUUGCUGUUGGCAAAGGUGUAAACACCAUUAACAUAAUAAGCAAGAGCAGUUUGCCCAGUAA
This is a messenger RNA of Lolium rigidum, 2132 nucleotides long. Its product is annotated as CLP protease regulatory subunit CLPX1, mitochondrial-like. NCBI's taxonomy places the organism in Eukaryota, Viridiplantae, Streptophyta, Magnoliopsida, Poales, Poaceae. Gene Ontology annotation, cellular component: mitochondrial matrix. Gene Ontology annotation, biological process: protein catabolic process; protein folding; proteolysis. Bases 1 to 1830 code for a protein of 609 amino acids. The transcript has 15 exons. Gene Ontology annotation, molecular function: ATP-dependent protein folding chaperone; ATP binding; ATP hydrolysis activity. The record is from RefSeq and is a predicted model, not a curated record.